Dinoponera quadriceps is the source of this 348-nucleotide messenger RNA. Its product is annotated as A-kinase anchor protein 14-like. The transcript has 3 exons. The record is from RefSeq and is a predicted model, not a curated record. Gene Ontology annotation, molecular function: protein kinase A regulatory subunit binding. NCBI's taxonomy places the organism in Eukaryota, Metazoa, Arthropoda, Insecta, Hymenoptera, Formicidae. Gene Ontology annotation, cellular component: cAMP-dependent protein kinase complex.
AUGGCUGGAUGGAACCAACUACCGGCUCUAAAGAGUUGGAUGUUCCACGUAGAGUUCAUUGGCCUCCGCAGGGAAGGAACCGCCGAAUUUUACACAUAUCAGGUUCUCUGGAGCAUACCCACACCGGCGUACCCGGAGCCAUAUGUGACCGUCAGCGUGUUCUUCUACAUCGUGGCGAGUCGCGUGCAGCCGCCGUACUUUCCAGUCGACGUUACAACUUCGUAACAGGUCUCGUACGUCUUCGAAGGUCAUCGGUUUGCCCAUCGGUUGGACAUGAUGUUUAGACCGAAAUGGCUCUACGACAUUCUCGACAUGAAGACCAUAUUGUUCAAGACUUUCACGUUUUGA